Messenger RNA from Penicillium griseofulvum, 564 nucleotides. RefSeq lists its product as uncharacterized. The coding region runs from base 1 to 564 and encodes 187 amino acids. NCBI's taxonomy places the organism in Eukaryota, Fungi, Ascomycota, Eurotiomycetes, Eurotiales, Aspergillaceae. The transcript has 3 exons. The record is from RefSeq and is a predicted model, not a curated record. Gene Ontology annotation, biological process: mitochondrial respiratory chain complex I assembly. Gene Ontology annotation, cellular component: membrane.
AUGGUUAACAGCUUAUGGUUCAAAUGGAAAAAGCUUCGCCUGCCCUGGCGAAAGUCCUUCUUGGUCGGUGAGGAUCUGAACGGAAAUACCUUCUGGGAGUUCAAAGAUGUGAUGAAUGCAGCUCGGUACCGGCGGAUUGUUCGAUUCGAUCCUAAAACUCAUUUCAGUGAUGUCCAAGUAACGCCGCAAUGGCAUCAAUGGUUGCGACACGUUCGAAAAGAUCCCCCGAGCAUCCAGGAGCAGCAGCAGGAUCUUGUGCGACAGGCGCAAAUCAAACAACUCGCCCGACUCGCCGAUGAACGCUGGGCCAGCAAGGCCUCCUUCCUCGAUAAGCCUAAGACUCAACAUGAAGCACCAUCGACCCAAAUCAACGAGGCGACUUUGAAUCAGCCCGCCAACGCUGGCCCCUCACAAGCGCCGGCUUCAGCCACAACCCCCAAGGCCAAACCCGAACCUGCAUACCCGAAGACACUAAAGGAGGAGAACCCAUGGGCAAAGGCGAACAAGGCCAACCCAGGCGAGGAGUGGCAGCCUGAAGCGUGGUCUCCUAGUUCCAAGCGGUGA